Molecule: messenger RNA, 2103 nt
Organism: Exophiala xenobiotica
Lineage: Eukaryota; Fungi; Ascomycota; Eurotiomycetes; Chaetothyriales; Herpotrichiellaceae
Exons: 1
Coding region: 148-1908 (586 amino acids)
Cellular component (GO): fungal-type vacuole membrane; TORC1 complex
Source: RefSeq, a predicted model, not a curated record
UCUCGGUGCAGAAUAACACCCUCGUGCUUUGCUUUAUUAUCCAGCAUCUCAGCACCACCAUUGAGCCUAGACAUGACGUUCAGUUCCAUACAACAAUAGUCGUCUGCCUUCUCUCCCUAUCCACCGCAAAUUUAUGGGCUCAGCACCAUGCCUUCCGCGUCGCCUUCGCCGAUGAAAAGGCCCUCACUCAACGAACGUAACUCGUCCACCCAGUCUUUAUCGUCUUCGAGCAAGCAAGCCACGACUCACAAAGUUCACCGUCCUCAGAAAGUCACCAGGCACUCUAGGAAUGCGUCUCACGGCAAAGGCCUCAGCAAGCUGGGUAGAGUCCAUUCAACAGCUGCCAUCAUCACCGAUCAUCAUCACCAAAGAAAGAAGUCCAGUGGCACCACCCCUCCUCAGAGUCCAAGAGUACCCCUUAUGAAACGAAACAGCUCCCAUGUCACUCUGCCGAAGAACUUAUCCCACGGGAACCUGCGGAAGAAUCAGUCCGCCAACGCAUUGGCUCGCAAUACCUCUCAUCCGGCUUUGAAGAAGAUUGGACUUGCUCCGGCGCCCAAACAGAAGAACAAGAAGAAAGAUGGGGUUUUCCAGCUUGGAGAUCAUUCUUCGGAUGACGAAGAGGAGGCUGAGUGGGAAGAUUCAGCCACUCAAUCACCAGAGAUGACACGGAAUAAUUCCAAAACAUCUACGCCCGCAAGAGUAGGCACUCCGAAUGGCGAGGAAGUCUCACAACAUCCUGCGGCAGCAAUGGCUGGCGGCCGGCCACCAAAGACCUUCGCGCCGCCUGAUCCAGAGCUGAGGACAAACAAUCGAUCUGCUCCUGAUUCGAGAAAGGACUCCAACGUCUCGCCAACACAGCUUCCUCCCGAUCCUGCCCUCCUCCACCAACAUCCUCGCGCAUCUCGUGCGCCACCAGCAAUGUCCACAGUUUCUGCGCAUGUCGGACCGAGUCAGCUACUGCGAAGCGAUUCAUCUAAAUCCUUUACUCAGAUCACGCAUGGUGAAGCCGCGUCCAUGCGUACUACGCCAACGGCGUCUGGCUCGGGCUCUGGGCAGGGGCCUGCCUCAUCAUCGGUAGAUGGUGGUGUCUCCCACUUCCUCGCGGAGGGUGCAACUCCCUCGCAUCAGCAAGUCGCCGACGAGUCGGACGACGAUUCACCCUCAAACUUCAUGGACAACUACAAACCGCAGCCCUCCGAGUCACCCGAGAAGACAAGGACACUACACAAGAUGCGCCUGCCGACACACCCGUCAAGAACCCAACAGAAACUUGAGCUACAAAGGAGGGAGAUCAUGCGUGCGGGGGCUGCAACACCGACAACCCCGCCAGCUCACGGCAUGGGUCUGGCGAUGGGCUCUUCCACAUCGUUGCAUAGUCGGACAAGCUCUAGAAAUCGCAACAGAUCUCUAGCCGGAGGCCGAGGCCUGGCUGGAGACUUGAAGGCCGUGAAGCAAGAUUAUGAAAGUGCCGUCAAGCAGUUGAACGUGGUGAGGAGAUUUCGAAGUCCAAUCAUGGAAAGCUUGAACAGGCUGAAACAGGCCAAUGUCUUGCCAAACGAGGUCGGCCCUCUCUCUUCGACUCCUCCAGCCUCGAAAAACAGGCCCCCCAGUCGGCGCGGGCCUAGCACACCUACUGCCAAUGGAACUGCAAAGGCGGGCAUCAGCAGGAGUUUUGAAGAGAAUAGAUCUUCGUUGGCAUCUCGGCCGAGCAGUCGCGGUCGAGGUGGGAGGGUACACUUUCAGCGGCAGAGUAGCCAUGAUGAUAUUGAGGUGACUCCGUCUCGAGGCAGCCCAGAUGAUGGACCGGAUGACGAACAAGGUCUCUCACCCGAAGACGCUCUGAUACGGCGAAUUUGGGACAGUCGAGAGGUGUAUGAGUCUGGAGACUCGAUACCGUCCCGGUGAAUCAGGCACCAACCUGUCUGAUAUCAUGCAUGUUUGGUUUUGUGACGAAUGAAUAUUCUUACCAUGGAUAUUGCUGCGUUCAAGCGGAAUUCUGCAGUUUUAGUAAUACUAUGGCUGAAUCGUCGUGUCAUUGGCGGUUCUCUAAAUGGUUCAGACCAGGGGGCAUAAGCGAGUUUCCGGUUGACUUCGUGGCAG